Nothobranchius furzeri (turquoise killifish) is the source of this 1580-nucleotide messenger RNA. Its product is annotated as GTPase IMAP family member 7. The record is from RefSeq and is a predicted model, not a curated record. Gene Ontology annotation, molecular function: GTP binding. Lineage: Eukaryota; Metazoa; Chordata; Actinopteri; Cyprinodontiformes; Nothobranchiidae.
AAACAAUACAAGCCUGAAACUGCAGUCGGCCUGAAACUGCGGUCUCCUGCAGCCACACGCUGUGACUCGUCAGGCUGCAGGAAUUAGGAAGUGUGUGUCCAACCCAACCGUUCCUGAUCCAACCCAAAACAGGAGCAGAGAUGUCAGCCUGGGCCCAACCGUCCGAGCUGAGGCUGGUGGUUCUGGGCCCGAAACGGGCAGCAAACCGAGCCGUUGUCUGCUCCAUCCUGGGCCUGGAAGACACUCAGCAGGGCACAAAUGCCCACGAGUGCAGUAAACACAGAGGAGAGGCUGCUGGCAGGAAGGUCCUAGUCAUUUCCAGUCCAGCCUGGUUCAGCUCAGCCUGCUCCCCGGAGGAGAGGAGGAAACAGCUGUCAUCCCUCGUCGCUCUGUCCACCCCUGGACCCCACGCCUUCCUGCUCUGUGUCUCCGUGAACCAGCCAGCUGAGGAUGAAACCAAAGCACUCGAAGCCCUGACGAAGCUCUUCGGCCCCUCGGCGGUCAGCAGAAACACCGUUGUCCUCUUCACACACACUGAGGAGCUGGGGGAGGAAGAACAGCUGGAGGAGUACCUCGUCACCUGGCGCAAAGACCUCCUAGCGCUGGUAGCUAGAUGUGGAGACCGCUACCACACGCUGGAGAGUCGUGGUGGAGAACCCGAGGAGAAGAGAGCUGUGGAGGAGCUGCUGGAGAAGGUGGAGCAGGCGCUGAAGGAGAGCGAGACUCCGCACCUCAGCUGCCAGCUGUACCAGGAGGCUGAGGAUCGGGUGAGGGCGAGGCAGGUGGAGAUGGUGAGGCAGAGGAGGGGGGAGGAGCACGAAUCCCCCACAGACCCGGAAGUGACGGAGGAAGAAAUGGAAGCAGUGCGCGAGGAGGCGGAGAGGAGCGUUGGGGAUUUUAAUCUAGAUACCGAAGGAAUUUUCUCCCUUUCCAGCAUGCCUCCACCUUGUCACCCCCCCUCUCUUCUCGGGGGAUUGUGGGGAAAGCUGACGGCUUGGAUCAGGUGGCUGCCCUCUCUGGUGAGAAGGGAGGCCCUGCUGGGGGCCUUGGUGGGCCUGUUUGUAGGGGGGCCGUUCGGUGGGAUGGUUGGGGCCACUGUGGGUUCUGUAGCUACUGAGGUGGGCAAAAGAAAAGCACACAAGGCCAAAUGAGACGUGAUUUUCUGUUUAGCACCGUGUCACCCCUUAACUGUCUACAGACUGCUGUUAGCUCAAGUGUAACUUUUACAUUCAGCCCAUUUCUGGGUGGGAGUCUGUGGUGGUAGUGUCAUGGUUUGGGCUGUACACCAAGCACACCUAACACCUGUUUUCUUUGCUGAAAAGUGAAGCCAUGAAAUCCUGUUGAUGAGAACUACCGUGCUGUAUUUGUUAGCCAUGUGUGCUCUCCACACGUGGAUCUGAAAGCCCCGCCCUCUCCAUGUCACAUGUCAAACAAACGCCAAAUAAAAUAUGGUACUUAUGAGUUUGUAUUUGAAUAUGCAACCGGAAGGCAACUAAACCAAAGUUCAUUUCUGAAGGAAAAUUAAACGAAGCAUUUAUUUUAUUUUGGGAAAAUGUCCACGGGACUGCAGUCAGCCACGG